AAUGGGGAGAGUGCCCACAAAUAGCCGAAUAAGCAUCUAUAUAUAGAGUAUUUUCGAGUCUAGAUGCAAUUGAUAGAGGAUAUGCAGAAACAUGCUGACUUGACAUGCUUGUUGUGUUUACAGAACGAGUUCUGAACUAUAUACACAAACUUGCCGAGAGUUGACAUGCUUUACAUCUCGCCCGUCGAUCUUUGUAGCCCGCAAUGCUCAUUGGAUAGAGUUCCAAAGCGUAGCUACCACAGCUUCGCGCUCAACGCCAUGGGGAUCGAGCAAAUACAGGUCUUCAAGGCAUGCGGCUGCUUUUGUUGUUGUUUCUGGACCAUCUUCGCAAUUGUUGCCGUGAUUCUCUCCAUCAAGUCCAUGGAACAGGGUAAGUAUGCAGUGCAUUUGAUUUGGCUUUCCCAGAGCAUCCUGGACGAACCGGUCACACAGGCCGGGAUGAGGUUCAUUGGCUUGGGCAAUGCGCUCCUGGAAUAUCCCUCCACCUUCCAGACGAUGUACUUCACGUCAUCAACACGGGGAGUGCAGGCCACGUCCCAAAGCGCCUUCCCACCCAUGGUGAAGUCCCCUAUUCGGGCACGCUCUGCGGACGGACUGGAGAUGUAUGUCACAGUGAGCUUCCAAUGGAAGCUGGAACCGCAGGCACUGCAUGGCCUCUACUACUUGUUGGGAGAGGAGGGCUACGAUGACGCCUUUGUGCGCUUUGCGAGGGCUGCAAUCAUCAACACCUGUUCUUACUACCCAGCGGAUAUGUACUUCACCAACCGGACCCUGAUCACAGCCAGGAUGCUGGAGGAUCUAGAAAGCAACUUCAAACAACCUGACAAAGGCCUGGAGUGCACCAUCCAAGGCCUGCAACUCCAAGAUGUCGACCUGCCAGAUCAGUUCGACGUGGAAAUCGCCAACACCCAAACACAGCUUCAGGAGCUUCAAGUGGCAUAUGCAGAAAGAGUAGAACGAGAAGUUGCCCUGCAAACAGAACUUCUGGUCGCAACACAGCAGGUACUCAGGAUUUUGGAGACGCAAAGCGGUGAGUCCAGAGGCUACUUGGAGCUCAACGGUGCUCAGGUGGAUCAACAAUUGAUCUUCCAAGAGCGCCAGGCCGUGGCAAACAACGAGAUUUUACAGAUCUUCGAGAAUGACACCGAUCCCUUUGAAAGGCUCUUUGAGAUGAUGGAGAUCCGGAUGUUGGAGGAACAUCAAGUCGACCAUCUCAUAUUCUCACUGUAAUGACACUCGCGAGGUCCCC
Molecule: messenger RNA, 1249 nt
Organism: Durusdinium trenchii
Lineage: Eukaryota; Dinophyceae; Suessiales; Symbiodiniaceae
Source: the annotation of a GenBank genome assembly